AUGAUAGAAGAGGACAAAAUCAAGAAGCGGCUGGCCAAGGCGCCGGUCUUCCGGAAGAUCAAGAAGAAGCGCGACCAGGUGAAGCACCGCGAGGGUACGAGGGAGGACUACCCGCCGAUCCACCUCAACGAACCCGAGCGCAACGCCAAGAAGGAGAACCGCUUCCCGUCGAACGUCAUCACCACCUCCAAGUACACCCUGUGGAGCUUCAUUCCGCUCGUGCUCUGGUCUCAGUACCGACGCGCCACGACCAUCUACUUCACCCUCAUCUUUGCCAUCACCGCCAUUCCUGCCGUUUCGCCGAUCACGCCGUGGACGGGCCUCCUCGGUUUGCUGUUCAUUCUUGUGGUGUCCGCCGUGCGCGAGGGAUGGGAAGACGUGUUGCGGCACAGGGCCGACAAGAAGGUGAAUGAUCGUGAAUAUUGCUUCGUCAAGCAGAGUGGAGCUCUUAAGAAUGUGAAGAGUCGUGAUUUGCAUGUGGGCGAUUUUGUCUACGUGGAAGCCAACGAGGCCAUCCCCGCCGACAUGGUCCUGCUUCUCAGCUCGAACGAAGAGGGUAUCGCGUACAUGGAAACCUCCCAGCUGGACGGAGAGACGAAUCUUAAGCAGCGCAAGGUGCCGCCGGUGACUGCAGGGAAGACGAAGGAGGAGCUGACCGACCUCAGCGGCGUGCUGAAGUGCGAGAAGCCCAACCACAUCCUCUACUCCUUCAAGGGAACUCUCGAGAUUGAGGGCGAGGAUGCCGCGCCGUUGGACAAACAAAACCUGCUCUUGCAGAAUGCCUACCUGAGGAACGUCAAGUGGGUCGUCGGUCUUGUCGCCUACGCGGGACCGGAGACAAAGCUCAGCCUCAACCAGCGGGAACCGCCGUUCAAGAUCUCUUCGCUGGACAAGCGAUUGAACGCGUACGUGCUGGUGAUCUUCCUGCUCGAUCUCGCCAUCUGCGUCGGGCUUUCCGUCCUCAGCGGCUUCUUCGAGUACAAAUACGCGACGCACAACUACUACCUCACUACUGACCCGAGCGGCUACUGGAUGGUGGCGCUCAAGCGCUUCGCCUCUUAUUUCGCCCUGCUCAGCUUCCUCAUCCCUCUGUCCCUCGUCGUGUCGCUCGAGGUCGUCAAGGUGAUCCAAUCGCGAUUCAUGGAGUGGGACAAGGAGCUGUCGACCAAGGACGGUCGGAUGACCGCCCGCACGUCGACGCUGACCGACGAGCUCGCCCUGGUCAAGUACGUGUUCUGCGACAAGACCGGUACGCUCACGGAGAACGUGAUGAAGUUCAAGCAGUGCUCCAUUCGGGGCCGCCUCUACGAGGACGCCGAAGAGGACCACCUCCAGCACGCCUUGGAGGACGCGGACAAGGAGGAGGCAGAGGACGUGGAGAACUUCCUGCGGUGCUUGGCCCUGUGCCACUCGGCCAUCCCCGAUUCCAAGGAGCAGCGGGAGAGGGAGGAGGCCAACGACGCCAAAGCCGACGGCGACAAGAAUGUCGGCAAGAAUGCUGACAAGGACGAGGCCGCCCUGCGCGCAAAGAACGGGGACAAGGGCAAGGACAAGAACGAAGGCGAAGACGAGACGAAGAAGCAGGAGAAAGAAAAGGAAAAAAGCGAGGAGAAGAAAUUGAAGAAGAACAGGAAGAUGAAGAAGAAGCGCAGCAAGAGGGAUCGAGAAGAGGACGAACACGACGCGAGGGACCGCGAUGAAGAUGAAGGCGACGAAGAGGACGAAAAGGAAGAAGAUGAGGAUGCCAUCGACUACAAGGCGUC
Acanthamoeba castellanii str. Neff is the source of this 1763-nucleotide messenger RNA. Its product is annotated as Ptype ATPase. Gene Ontology annotation, cellular component: plasma membrane. The annotation marks the transcript as partial. The record is from RefSeq and is a predicted model, not a curated record. Gene Ontology annotation, molecular function: nucleotide binding; ATPase-coupled intramembrane lipid carrier activity. Gene Ontology annotation, biological process: phospholipid translocation. The transcript has 13 exons. NCBI's taxonomy places the organism in Eukaryota, Discosea, Longamoebia, Acanthamoebidae.